Molecule: messenger RNA, 369 nt
Organism: Morchella importuna
Lineage: Eukaryota; Fungi; Ascomycota; Pezizomycetes; Pezizales; Morchellaceae
Exons: 3
Coding region: 1-369 (122 amino acids)
Source: RefSeq, a predicted model, not a curated record
AUGAAGCUCCAAACCGUCCUCCUCCUCCUCGCCUCUGUCGUCUCUGUCCACUCCCAACUUGAAGGUGCGCCAGUGCUCAGUGAAUGCCUUGAGCUCAUCGAGAGUGGGGCUGCUCAAUCUGCCUCGAACCCGGACCUCGAAUUGCAAAAAUGCCUAGAGUGCACUCACGAAGCGGACAGAAAGUGCCUUUCAGACCCCACGGGUGAUCCUACGACCUUAUCGCAGCGUCUCACCGAGCACUCGCAGACCCGUUGCGGAGAGAUUGAGUGUGCGCAGAUCAUUUUCGGCACUGCGGAUGGGGCGACGAAGAGAGAUAUGGAGGAGAGCUGCACAGGAAGGUUGUGUGUGAAACCUCCCCCGGGACGUUAA